UUUCCGGGGAAAGCCGUAAAAAAAAAAAAGAUUGAAAAAAGGCCCUAGAAGAUGGCGGUACUGGCGGGGCGGGGGCGGUGGCUUGGGGUUUGAAUUUUAGCGGCGCCAGUGGACUCUGGGCGAUCCGAUCCGCGGGGCUGGAGGGGGGAAGGGACCGCUUGGCUGGGGGACCCGCAGCCAACUGCUGCCACCGCCAUGGACUCGGUGCUUGGGGAGGACGCCACCUUGCCAGUGGGGCUCAACGGCAGCAGUGUUCUUAUUUCAAAUUUACCAGAUGGUUCAGACAUUGAUCCUAAUUUUGGUCUGGGAAGCACUGUGUUCCCAAGUGCUUCAGAAGAAACUGUGUCUCCCACCAGAGUUCGAAACAUGAAAGAUUUUGAAAAUCAAAUCACAGACUUGAAGAAAGAAAAUUUCAACUUGAAGCUUCGCAUCUAUUUCCUUGAGGAAAGGAUACAGCAGAAAUUUGACAGUCCCAAUGAAGAUGUCUAUAAAAUUAACAUUGAGCUGAAAGUGGAGCUGGAAAGCUUGAAACGUGAACUGCAGGAGAGGGAGCAUCUCCUUAUCAAAGCCUCGAAAGCAGUUGAAAGCCUGGCAGAAGGGGGUGGCUCAGAAAUUCAGAGGGUGAAAGAAGAUGCUCGCAAAAGGUUGCUGCAACUUGAAGACCACCUAACGAGGAAAAUCUUUCAUUUAGAAGAGGACGUUAAAGCAGCCCAGGCAGAAGUGGAAAAGGCCUUUGCAAUGGCAGAGAAGGAAAAGGUUCUCAGAAUAAGUUUGGAAGAAAAACUUUCGUCUCUGCAGAUGGUGCAGCAGGGAGAUCUGGAGGAGGCCCUAGCCGAGGAAGAAAAAGACAGACUGAUAGAAGACUUGAAGCUGUCUUUGAAGAAAAAAGAUGCUUUAAUUCAGGAACUUGAAGAGGCACAAUCUCAAAUGGCAUCUCCUGAUGAGAACUUGUCAUCUGGAAAAUUCAGAGACCUUAGUGCUGCUUUAAGGGAAGGAAAGAAAUUAGAGAUAGAGGCUAUUCAAAUGGAACUGAGAGAUGAGAGAAACUGCUUUGAAAAGAAAAUCUUGGUUCUUCAGGAGGACAUAAGGGAAAAAGAUAAAGAAAUUGCUCUUGAAAAGAAAAAUGGUUUGAAGAGGGAUAAAACAAUUCAGGGUCUAACUGUGGCCUUAAAAACAAAAGAUAAAGAGACUGAAGAACUUACAUCCAGAAUUGAAGAGCUGACUACUUCCUUGGCUAAAGCAAGAGAAGCUACCCACAGUGCCCAGAUAGAAAAAAUCAAGGGGGUUGAAGAUUUUGAGACCAUUUUGCUGGAAAAAGAAACACUUUUAACACAGCUGCAUGCUGAAAAUCGGAGGAAAGAUACUGAAAACCAUAGGCUACAAAGAAACAUUGAAAAGCUUAAUCAAGAACUAGAAGAUUUUCAGCACGAGAGGGAGAAAUUAGAGAAGGAAUUGGAUGAAGCCAGACGACAGAAGAGCCAUGGAGACAAAACAAUCAAUGAUCUUCGAAAUCAAGUAGAGAAAUUACAUGGUGAAAUAAUUGAGAAAGAGAAGUCAGUGGAGCAACAUUACAAAAUCCUUUUGAGUGAAAGUAAUCAGAAAUUGCAAAGCCAGGAACAAGUUAUGAAAUGCUUAACAGACAGUGUCAAUCAGAAGGAUAUCUUGCUGCAGCGACUCGAUGGGAAGAUCAAAGAAAAAGAUGUAGAACUUGAACAGCUUUUUAAUCGACUAAAUCAUCUUUUAAAAGCUAAGGAGGAGCUUGAAUUGAAGAAUGAAGACUUAACGGAGAAGUAUGCUUCUCAGCAGCUAGCAGUCAGAAAAGCUCAAUCCUCAGAGGAAAAGCAAGGAUCUGAGUAUGAAGAGCUGGUUCAUGCUUUAAAGAAAGAACAGCACAUUUAUUCUGAUUUAGUAAAAGCCCUGAAAGACUCAGACAGUAUCAACAACCUGCAGUCAGAGUUGAACAACAUUUUUUCAUUGCGCAAGCAGCUAGAGGAUGAUGUCCUGUCUUAUCAGAACUUGCGGAAGACCCUAGAGGAUCAAAUUAAUGAAAUUAAGAAGCAAGAAGAAGAAUCCAUUUCAUUUUAUAGUGAUCAGACGUCCUAUUUGAGUAUUUGCAUUGGUGAUCAUGAUCGUUUCCAGACAGAACAUUUGUCUCUAGAAGAACUUAAACAAAGGGUUAAUGAACUAGUGAUGAUUAUAAAGGAGUUGCAUUCAGAUAACCAAGACCUCAAGAAAACCCUUUUUGAACUCUCCUGUUUGGGUACACAGGACAGUGGGACAUUAGACCAGAGUGAGCUCUUGGGGAGUAAGGAAGAUGAGGAGGAUGCUACAAAGGCUGAAGAUGUGGAUGAGGAUGAGAAGAACUUAUUGAGUGAUCAUCAUUCGUUGUGGAGCAGUGAGGUUACAUUGGACUAUUCUAAGCCUCCCUGUAAAAAGGGAUAUUUAAGGAAUCAGGAUGAUUCUCAGCUCGAUUUUGAUGUAGUUGGCGAGUCUUAUAGCCACAAAGACAAAUGUCAACGUGGAGGCGAGGAGAUGAACUUGUUCCCUUCACCUUUAAAUGAAAAUAGAACAUUAUUGCUGGAGCCCAGACCAGAGCUUAUGAAAGCUGUAAGUGAACUACUCCUGGAGCAUCUGGGCAUGACUGAACAGGAACUUUCUGGCUGUGAUCUAGAGGAUAAGAAUGAAAAGACUCUUAAGCAAAUAAUUAUUCAGCUAAGAAGUGAACUCCGACGUUUUAAACAGGUCAAUAAAUUUUUAAGGCAUCAUGUAGACCUGAAAUCGGUAUUUGAUGGAAAGGAAAGAUUUUAUCCUGCUACAACAGCACACCUUAAUAAGGCAAUUGAAUUGUCCAUGGUGGAAGUGAAAGAUUCAGUUACACAAACAAUGAACUCAGAGGGCUACACCAUGAAAUUCAAACAUGAAGGGAAGAAAGAUGCUGCAGAAGAAAAAACAAAAUAUUCAAUAUUUAAUUCAGAACAUCAGCACGAAAAUGUGCAUAAGAUGCCAGAGCAGCAAGAUGUUCUUCUUCUCUCAAGCAUUGUAGACAAAAGCACUAAGAAAUCCCGUUUACCCAUUCUAUUAAAACCAUCUAGAUCAUUAGGAAGUAUAAACUUAAACUCUGCUCCCCAGGAGACAGUGCUUUAUCUACAGAACCAGGUAGCUGAGCUACAUGGAGAACUCAAGGAAUGUAAAAUUCGAGACAAACAUCUUCAACAAAAGUUAUCUUUGACUGAAGCUCUGAUUGAAGAGAAGCCAGUGCAAGACAAACUCUUGCUGAAUGCUGAGCCCUCAUCGAAAGCAGUUUGCCAGGAGAGCGAGGUGGAAUUAAAGGAUCCUGAAGGUGAUGCCGGUGGGAAGGAGGAAAAAGAGCAGGAGGAGGAGAUGGAGGAGGAGGAUCAGAGAAAGAGUCCAGAACUUGAAACUCAUCAGCUUAACAACCUUGACAUCUUGCCCUCAAACAAAGAAAGUCAUUGUGAAGAUUUUGUAGAUGAAACUUCAACAGCAUCUUCUUCAAGUUCCAAGAAUCUUUCUCUUAAAGUAAGUGUGAAUGGGACAGAUAUUUCUGAUGAAUUUGAAAAUGUGGAUGAUGCUGAACAUUUAAAACAACGAAUUAGAGAUUUGAAAGCUGAACUUGAAGGAUACCAGAAAUUCAAAUUUCAGUUGGAAGCUUCUCAACAGUCUCAGUGUAGUAAAGCUAUUAUCACAGUCAUGUGUGGUACUGAAGGGGCUGAGGAAGGACAGACUAUAUCAAAGGGGGACACUAAUGAAGAAGAUGCGAAGACAUUCUCUAGUUUACAUCAAGUUCAUUAUGUAAAACACACCAAAAUCCUUCAUCCAUUGACUUCAGAGUUGGCUGAUGGAAUAGUAGAAGACCUAAAGCAAAGGUUGGAGAAGCAGAAGUCUGAAUUAAAGAGAGAACAGACUGUGAAUAUGAACCUUCUUGAGGAAAUACUUACUCUUCAAAACAGACUCAGAGAAUCAUCCCCUACGAGAUACGAUUCAUUAGUUCAGUCCCAAGCCAGGGAGCUCUCAUCUCAACGGCAACAGAUUAAAGACAGCCACAGCAUCUGUGUCAUUUAUCGUCAGCAUAUGACCAACCUUAUUAAAGCUUUUGAGGAGUUGCUGCAGGCCAGUGAUGUUGAUUACUAUGUAGCUGAAGGCUUCCGGGAGCAGCUGAAUCAAAGCAUUCAGUUACUUGAGAAAUUGGAAAAGAUGUUUCUUAAUGGAAAAUCAUCCGAUAAAGAAGUCAGCAAACAUAAUGAAUUAAUCAAAAGGGCUCCAGAGGAUGUCUCAGUAUCCCCAAUUCUUGAUGAUAAACCAACCUUGCUACCAGCUACUCAAGUGCUGUCAGAUUAUGAAUUGUCAGAAAAGUCCUCCUUUGAUUCUGUAGAACAAAAGCAAGAUAGUGAGGAUGUAGACAAGAGUUCCAUUAUGGCUAACAAUUUUUCUCAAGACUUAUUAAUGGAACAUCUGCAAGAAAUUCGAACUUUGAGACAACGUUUAGAAGAAUCCAUUAAAACAAAUGAAAGGCUGCGGAAACAGCUUGAACAGCAAGGGGGUGAACUUGAACAAGGUUCUGCAAACAUUUUUAUCCAUGGCCCAGAACAACAUAAUUCCCUUACUUCUGAAAUUCAUUUCCUGAGGAAGCAAAAUCAAGCCCUCAACGUGAUGCUUGCAAAAGGUUCAAGAGAUAAACAAAAGGAAAAUGAAAAAUUACGAGAAUCCCUCUCUAGGAAGACUGUGAUCAUUGAACACCUUCAGAGGGAUUAUGAAUGUGUCAAGCAAGAAAAUGAAAGGUUGCAGAAACAAGUCAGUGAGAAGGAGAAAGACAACAGGCAUCUGACUCAUGCGAUUUACAGCAGCCAUCAUGAAUUAAACAGGAUUCAGACAGAAAUGAAGGUUCAGCAACGACAGUACUCAGAGAAUGCCAAAUUAUUGCAGUCACUCCGAGUUGAACUCAAGGUAUAUGAAAAGCUGGAAGAAGCAAACAGAAGACAGAUAGAACCUAGACAAGAUAUGUCUGAGGAAUGCAGAAAAGAGCAAAACCAUCUUCUGGACUUGCAUGAACUCCUGACAGAGAUACAGAAUUUGCGGGUUCAACUAGAAAGAAGCAUUGAGACAAAUAAUGCCCUGAGGAGCAAGUUAGAGGAACAGCUUUCAAAGGGGGAGGACACUAUAACUACAGUGACUUCUAGCCUUCCUAACAAAGAAUGGCAGCUUUGUCCAGGAAAUAAUGUUGAUAAAGAACCCUCCACAGAAGACAAAGAACGAUGUGAGCUGUCAGAUCACAGUUUGGGACUGCUGCCCAAAUCAGAAAAGACAGAAGUAUCUGGAGGGGACAUGGACAGUUCUUCCUGCUGUAGCAGCAGCUCCACAAACAGUACACCCUGCUCUCCCCGCCUAGUUCCUGGUCAUCGAAUGUGGGCCAACAAGAGUGGACGUCACAUUCUGGGGUUGAUUGAAGACUAUAAUGCUUUAUGUAAGCAAAUUUGUGAAGGCCAGAAGCUACUUUCAGAAAUGGAAGCUUAUCUUCAAGCCAUUUCUGGCCCCCACGACCAGGAAAAUGGAUUAAAGGUUUCAGACCAGGCGCCUCUGAAUCGUUUUUCUGACAGUGUUAAUACAGCACAGCAGAUAUUAGAAGAGGCAGCUCGUUUAUUGAAGCUUCUCUGGAGAGUUUCCCUUCCCAUAAAGGGCCACUGUCCUACUCACUCUAAUCAGAUUGCUGAAAUGAAAGCUGAAAUCAGCCGACUGCACAAGAAAGUUUCUGAGCAAGAGAAGAAGCUAUUUAGUACAGCUAGACAUUUACAGCUGAGGAAACACCAGGAAAAAGUCAUCUUCGAUCAGCUGGUUUUAACCCAUGAAAUCCUGAGGAAGGCUAGAGGAAACCUUGAGCUUAAACCAGGGGGGCCAUCUCCGGGAACAACCAGUUCCUGCGCAUCAGAAUCCUGAAGGACAACUUGUGCUAAUAAAUGCAUUAGUCUCCCUACUGUGA
This is a messenger RNA of Monodelphis domestica (gray short-tailed opossum), 5992 nucleotides long. It is a transcript of the gene CDK5RAP2, whose product is annotated as CDK5 regulatory subunit associated protein 2. NCBI's taxonomy places the organism in Eukaryota, Metazoa, Chordata, Mammalia, Didelphimorphia, Didelphidae. The record is from RefSeq and is a predicted model, not a curated record. Gene Ontology annotation, molecular function: gamma-tubulin binding; microtubule binding. Gene Ontology annotation, biological process: negative regulation of centriole replication; microtubule bundle formation; establishment of mitotic spindle orientation. Gene Ontology annotation, cellular component: microtubule plus-end; microtubule organizing center; mitotic spindle pole.